AUGCCUGGCCGACUUCUCCCCAGCUUCGUGCGCCACCACCACCACUCCCACCACCACCCUUCCUCCAUUUCCUCCCACUCCAACUCGUCGUCUACCUCUUCUGUCAAUGAAAUCCCCAACCCGGCUAUGGUCGCCAAGAAACCUACCGUGACAGCCCACCCCGAGAGGGCACGCUCUCCGGAACGCCGCCUAUCCUUCGCGAUGGAUCAGCUGGAUCACCUCAUUCAUCCGCACCGUGACCACAGCAAGGAGAAGAAGCGUGGAAACCGACGCGCCUCUCGCUCCAAGGAGCGUCAUGCCAAUGAACAUGUCGCCGGCACGUCGGCGAAACUAGACGUGAUCGUCGAAUCUCCUCCCCUGGUCUGCUACGGAACCCCGGCCAACUCAACAGGCGCCCUGUUUUCGGGUCGCCUGAAGAUCGCUGUGACGGAGCGAGCAGAGCAGAUCUUCCUGGACAAGUUCGACAUGCGUUUGAUGACCAAAAUCACUACGAAAAAGCCGGUGUCGAGGGAGUGCUCUAGCUGUUCCUCUCGAACCGACGAGUUGACUCACUGGAACUUCCUGACGGAGCCUUUGAGCUUGAAGAGCGGUGAUCAUGAAUUCCCAUUCAGCUACCUGUUCCCCGGCAACUCGCCUGCAUCCUGCAACGGCUCCUUGGGCAAAAUCGAAUACUUUUUGUCCGCGCACGCUCACAACGUUAAUGGUGAGGAAUACAACUUCGAGAUGCCGCUGCACAUCAAACGUGCCAUCCUUCCCGGAAACGACAAGUCCUCCAUUCGUAUCUUCCCUCCCACCAACCUGACCGGCCGAAUUGUUCUUCCCUCCGUCGUCCACCCCAUCGGCACAUUCCCCGUCCAGAUGACCCUCAGCGGUGUUGUUGACAAGGGUGACGAGACCCAGACCCGCUGGCGAUUGCGCAAGAUGAUGUGGCGGAUCGAGGAACACCAGAAGAUCGUUUCUACAGCCUGCUCCAAACAUGCGCACAAGAUCGGAGGUGAGGGAAAGGGAGUUCUCCACCAAGAGACCCGCAUCAUCGGCCACAACGAAGAAAAGGAGGGCUGGAAGACCGAUUUCGACACCGCUGGCGGCGAAAUCAGCAUGCAGUUCGAGGCCAACAUCAACCCCACUUGCAACCCGGUGUGCGAUCUUGAAGCGGCCGGCGGAUUGGAGGCCAAGCACAACCUCGUCAUCGAGUUGAUCGUUGCCGAGGAAUUCUGCCCCAACCGCAACACCAGACUCAUCACGCCCACGGGUGCCGCACGAGUGCUCCGCAUGCAAUUCCACUUGCACGUCACCGAACGAAGCGGACUCGGCAUCAGCUGGGACGAAGAGAUGCCUCCCGUUUACGAGGACGUGCCGGCCAGUCCUCCCGGAUACACCAUGCUCGACGGUAGCAGCAUGAUGGAGGACUACAACGGGUCGCCACUCGCGCUUCCUGAAUACGAGGAUCUAGAGCGUAUGGACUCUCUGCGUUUGGACAGCGAGUCCACUCAUUCCUCCCUUCGGGGACGAUCCCGUUUAACCAACGAUGAUCUGAUCACGGAGCCUAUGGAGCUCGGAAGCCGAGCCCGAGCCCCAUCUGUUAGCUCCCAAGCGUCCUCAUAA
Messenger RNA from Aspergillus melleus, 1605 nucleotides. RefSeq names its product alpha-arrestin. The coding region runs from base 1 to 1605 and encodes 534 amino acids. Gene Ontology annotation, cellular component: cytoplasm; cytosol; plasma membrane. NCBI's taxonomy places the organism in Eukaryota, Fungi, Ascomycota, Eurotiomycetes, Eurotiales, Aspergillaceae. The record is from RefSeq and is a predicted model, not a curated record. The transcript has a single exon. Gene Ontology annotation, molecular function: ubiquitin protein ligase binding; protein-macromolecule adaptor activity. Gene Ontology annotation, biological process: ubiquitin-dependent endocytosis.